This is a messenger RNA of Betta splendens (Siamese fighting fish), 1136 nucleotides long. Its product is annotated as TLC domain-containing protein 2-like. The transcript has a single exon. Gene Ontology annotation, cellular component: plasma membrane. The record is from RefSeq and is a predicted model, not a curated record. Gene Ontology annotation, biological process: phospholipid homeostasis; regulation of membrane lipid distribution; membrane assembly. NCBI's taxonomy places the organism in Eukaryota, Metazoa, Chordata, Actinopteri, Anabantiformes, Osphronemidae. Bases 318 to 704 code for a protein of 128 amino acids.
ACGUGUGUGUUUAUGUGUGUGUGUGUGUGUGUGUGUGUGUGUGUGUGUGUGUGUGUGUGUGUGUGUGUGUGUGUGUGUGUGUGUGUGUGUGUGUGUGUGUGUGGUUUUACAGGAAUUGUUAUUGUUAUUCAUAAGCUGUUUAUCUGGAUGCUGUUGCUGGUGUUCAUCUGUCAAUUAAAGCACACAAUUUCAUAAUCACAAAUAUUAAACAUGCCCAUUAACAAAAUAUCAUUACAAAGUUGAGAGAACAAGAAUGACAUUUGAAGUGAGGACUACAUGUGAAUUAGCAGCUGUAGCUCACAGUCUGACCUUCAUCCAUGGUCUUCCUCCAGGUGAUCUCCUGUUUCGGCCUCUCCGUGGUGUCGUGCCGCUACGUGGGCUUCGCCGUGGUGGCGCUGUUGGUGGAGAUCAACUCGGUGUUCCUCCACCUCCGGCAGGUCAUGCGCAUGUCCAGCAUGGCCGCGGGAACGCUGUACCGGGUGAACAGCAUGACCAACCUGGGCACGUACGUGGUGUUCCGCAUCAACACGCUGGCCUGGAUGACGCGCUGGCUGGUGCUCAACAGGGACAAGGUGCCGCUGCUGGCCUACACGCUGGGCAGCGUGGGCAUGGCCAUCAUGACCGCCAUGAACAUCGUGCUGUUUUAUCGGCUGCUCAGGAGCGACUUUUUGAAGGGCAGCGCUCGGGAGGCAAAGAAGAUGUAGGAGAGACCAGGACGAUUCCACUCAUGAACACACGCUCUGCUGGAGUUGGGAUCCGAUCUGAGACAGAGGCCUGUUUUUACUUCCUGUUCCAUCCAUAGAUCAGGAAUAGUCGUUGUGUUGAAGCCACGCUGGCUCUCAGUUGUAGCUUUGAUGAAUUGGCUUGUGUGUGUUCUACAGUCUUCCCUCAGUGCCAGUACUGUCUCCACAAUGCGAGGCCUUGUAAGGCAGAGUCUCAUGCCUUAUUCUCCCCCAGGGACGAUGAGCUGCACAUGUGUAACUCUUAGGUUUGUGUGAAACAAAAGCACAUACACAAUAUCCUAUAAUGUGUAUCCAUCCACAUCAGAUCCAGACCCUGUUUAGUUAAACAUAUAAAUCAUCCAGAGGUUUUUACCAGAUGUCCUCAUUAAAAUCACCUGCUACCUCAGAGCUUCU